UCUAAUAUACUCUCUACCUACCCACCCUUUGUUUUCUUUUUGCAUACCUACCAUGAGCCCAUCACCGAUAAGCUCGUCCAAUUACACAAAUGUGAAAUGCCUGUUUUAAUUUCUGGACUUGCUUUGCUUGUAUAACGUAGUCGUCAUCAUCACCACUGGAGACCAUCAAUUUCAAUUCAAUUCAAUACUCGAGUAAAACUAUUUCUUUAUCCCACUCUUCUCUCUGAAACUUCUGGCGACCUCACAAACUCGCAGCAAGCAAGCUGCGCAAUCGGAAUCUCAGUCUCCAGACCGUUCAUGCAUUUUUGAUUCAGCUGUUGCAACUUGCAAGUGUGUCGCAGCGAGCGAAGGUUUUGGAGAACCAAAGGCAACCCAUGGCUUCCGACCCUGAGCAGCCUUCCUUCUCUUCAAUCGGAAGGGUCGGGAAGUCUUCCGGCGAGAUUGAUGGUGCUGGUGUGGAUGAGCCUUUGCUGAAUGCCGGUCAGCAUCAUAGCUCCGAGAGUUAUUCUGUGCUGGCUGCAAUUUUCCCGUUUCUGUUUCCUGCUUUGGGAGGACUGUUAUAUGGUUAUGAUAUUGGUUCCACCUCGAGUGCUACGAUAUCUAUUCAGUCAGCUAGCUUUAGUGGAAUUUCAUGGUACAACUUAAGUUCUGUGGAAGUUGGGCUCAUCACAAGUGGCUCAUUGUAUGGCGCGCUCAUUGGAUCCAUAUUGGCCUUCAAUAUUGCAGACUUUCUUGGAAGAAGAAAGGAGUUGAUUCUGUCUGCUGUCUUGUAUCUUGUCGGGGCACUCAUAACAGCAGUAGCACCUAAUCUGGCCAUUUUGAUCAUUGGGCGUGUUUUAUUUGGUACUGGAAUAGGAUUGGCAAUGCAUGCUGCUCCUAUGUACAUUGCUGAGACAGCUCCAAGCCAGAUCCGUGGCCUACUAAUAUCUCUGAAAGAGUUUUUUAUUGUCCUCGGGAUGGUGGCUGGCUAUGUCGUUGGUAGUCUUCUAGUUGAGACUGUAGCUGGCUGGCGCUAUAUGUAUGGAGUCAGUACCCCUUUGGCAGUGAUCAUGGGGAUUGGGAUGUGGUGGCUAGCUGAAUCACCUAGAUGGCUCCUGCUGCGUGCAAUACAGGGUAAAGGUGAUGCACGAGAUUUGAAAGAAACGGCAAUAAAUUGUCUGUGCCGCCUUAGGGGUGAAGCUUUUGGAGAUACUGCUCCUGCACAAGUGGAAGAGAUCCUCAAUGAGCUUGCUUUUGUUGGAGAGGAGAAGGAAGUUACAUUUGGGGAAGUAUUCCAAGGAAAAUGCUUGAAGGCCUUGACGAUUGGCUGUGGACUAGUGCUGUUUCAACAGAUCACAGGGCAACCAAGUGUAUUAUAUUAUGCUGCAUCCAUUCUUCAGAGUGCAGGAUUUUCAGCAGCUUCUGAUGCCACCCGUGUCUCAAUUUUGCUUGGUUUAUUGAAGUUAAUUAUGACUGGGGUAGCAGUUCUUGCAGUUGAUAAACUUGGAAGGAGACCGUUGCUACUUGGUGGUGUUUCUGGAAUUGCUGUCUCUUUAUUCCUAUUGGGAUCAUAUUACAUUUUCCUCAAUGAUGCACCCCUCAUGGCAGUAGGUGCUUUGCUGGUGUAUGUGGGAUGCUAUCAGCUAUCCUUCGGGCCUAUUGGCUGGUUGAUGAUAUCAGAGAUUUUCCCUCUCCGCUUGAGAGGUCGAGGACUAGGAGUGGCUGUACUGGUGAAUUUCGGUGCAAACGCCUUGGUGACUUUUGCCUUCUCCCCAUUGGAGGCAUGGCUCGGGGCUGGAACUUUGUUCUAUCUAUUCGGAGUGAUAGGUCUCGUGUCGCUCCUCUUCAUAUUCUUCGUCGUGCCGGAGACAAAGGGACUCACCCUCGAGGAGAUUGAGGCCAAAUGCUUGUAAGCUGUUCCAUUUGCAUGUUGUGCUAUCUAAUAGGCUGAGUAAGGCAUAGCUGGUUCUUCCUUGUCUCCAAGGUGAGAUGUAAUAUAUAUGUAAUAUUGUUGUUGACUGGAAUCCAAGACACCACACUACUUUACCCUUUCCCGCACGUUGUCUUUCAAGGUGGGAAAAGAAGAGAAAAUGUAAUAGUUAGCAGUAAGGCCUCCCUGUUGUAGGACACUGGACAUUUCCUUAUAAACCUUCGAUCAUCUAGGAUGCAAUUCCAAAAGUAAUCGAGAAUGAAUAAUUGGUAUUAUGAGGUUUCCACUAUUUGAGUUGAUUGAUCCAUACAAUUACUGGAUUAGCACCCGACUUUCGAUUCGCGACGAACGCGAGAUGUGACCAGAAUUGGGUUGAAAAGGGUUAACAUUGCAUUAGGUUCAUCGUCCAACCCAAACCAACUUGUCUAUCGCAAAUCCGAUUUGAGACCCGUGGGCAAACCAACGAAAGCUAGAUUUUGACUAGUAUUCGGUUCAAAAGAAUGAUGGUUCAGGUAGCCAGUCAGAUGUGGCGAGUGUAUGUAAAAACUUUUGGAUUUGGGACUAAACUAGUUCUGUACUGUCAGAGGAUAAUCAGAGCUGAACUCAGUCUUCUUUUUCUUCUCAUUAUACUAGAGCUGGUCCAGAUGCGAUCGAUCUAGGAAGCUCGGGAGCUCUCGCCUCUUGGUGUUGUGCGACGUCGAGAUGGACGAGAAGAUGGGGUAGCCAGCGAGAGGUUGGGGGAGAACGGGUAGCGGGAGGAUGGGGGAGAUGGUGGAAGGCGAGCUGCCGAUUUCGAGUGAGAAUUUACUUUAGCGGUUUGCGAUUUUGAACCGCAAUCGCGUGGUUUCGAAUUAACAACACCGCGAACCGCAAACCGCUAGAAAUUCAGACUGCGAAAUUAACGGUGCGGUUUGGCUCGACCGCAACAGCAGGUUGGUGUGAUUUGAAGCGGGUUGACCGCUCCAAUGCCCACCCGGCCUCUGUUGUAACAAGAAGCUUUUGCAAGUCAAGCCAAGGAAGAAGGUUGGCGAGGACACGUUGAAGGAAUUAGAGUAGUUUUCUCAAAUUUAUUAGUUACCAAAUACCACAGAUAAAUACCCCAUCUAUUUGCCCCGUGCCCAAAAAACAAGACAAACUUGCAAUCAAAUUUCAGAAUACCACAAGGCCAAUAAGUGAGUUGUUUCACAAGAUCCAUCUAAGUGGCGUUUGCUUGUAGGAUUUUUAAAAAUGAAGUAUUCAGGUAAAAUUCUGAAUUUUAUGGUUCAAGGAUUACGUGGGAUUUUGUCAUUUUAGAUUUGUGUUGAAUUUUAAAAAUACUUUUUUGUUUGUUGGAUUUCAUAUUGAAUUUGUAUCGAUAGGAUUUAUUAAUUAUAGGCUGAAUUUACAUUUGUAUCCUUAAUGAUUUGUGUCUUUGAGGUUCAAUAUGAGAUUUAUAAACCAUGCACCCCACG
This is a messenger RNA of Linum trigynum, 3360 nucleotides long. Lineage: Eukaryota; Viridiplantae; Streptophyta; Magnoliopsida; Malpighiales; Linaceae. The record is from the annotation of a GenBank genome assembly.